Molecule: messenger RNA, 864 nt
Organism: Adineta steineri
Lineage: Eukaryota; Metazoa; Rotifera; Eurotatoria; Adinetida; Adinetidae
Source: the annotation of a GenBank genome assembly
AUGCCACCAAAAAAAGGUAAAAAAGGAAAAAAAGAAAAAACUGCCAAGGAACCAGGUGCUAAAGUAAAAGACGAAAAUGAACGUCCAUCAGCAAGAGAACUUAUUCUUCAAGAAGAGCUCGAUAAAAAAGUUGAAAAAUUAGCUGAAAUCAAAUUGCGUGUUCGUCAAGCUCAAGAGGAAAAUAAUUGGCUUAAUGAAGAAGCAAAUAAAGUUCGCGCGGAAACAGCUGAAUACGUGCAAUAUAUGUCAAAAAAGACUAAUACUCGUCAAACACAAGUUAUUACAUUAACAGAUUAUUAUCGUGAACAAGUUAAAGAUAUAAAUCGAGAGAAAGAAAAUAUGUUAAAAGAAUAUGAAAGAAAAAAAGAAGAAUUACGUUCUCAAUUAAUGAAAAAAGAACAAUUUUUAUCUCAAACAAAACGUGAAUUAGAUGGUAUUGGAGAAUAUAAAAAUAUUCAAGAACAACAAAAUAAUGAAAUCAAACGUUUACAAGAAGAAAUAACUGAAAUACGUGGUAAACAUGUUCGUGGUAUCUCACAAAUGAGAUUAACAUUUGAAAAAGAACUUCAACAACAACGUAUGGAUGAAGGUGCAAAAGUUCAAGCAAUUCGACGACAAGCUGAUGAAGAAGCUGAACAAUUUCUUUAUGAUCGUAGUAUCGCUAUUCAAAAUGAAAAUCUUGAAUUACGUAAAUCAUUACAAGGAUACCUUAAACGAAUACAUGCAUUGAAUGAAUCAAAACAACAUUUAGAAGAAGAACAAAUAAAUUUAAUACGUCAACUUAAAUUAGCGACUGAUCUUAAACGUAUACGUAUAAAUAAAGCUCCACCUACUAUGAAUAAAACUUCAAAUAAACCAACAUAA